AUGUUAGAAGGCAAAGCUGUUAUUGGUGAGACUGAUAUGCUUCAAACUAUGCAGCAAGAUGCCCUUCACUUAGCUGCAAAGGCCCUUCAUAUCUUCAGUGUCUCUUGGUCGAAUGAUAUAACUUGCUUCAUAAAAAAGGAUUUUGACAGGCUGCAUAGACCUGGAUGGCAAUGCAAAGUGGGGACAGAUUUUGGUUCCUUUGUGACGCACUACCAUGGCUACUUCAUCUACUUCUAUAUUGGCAGUCUUGCAAUUCUGUGA
This is a messenger RNA of Hevea brasiliensis (rubber tree), 261 nucleotides long. RefSeq names its product dynein light chain 1, cytoplasmic. The transcript is spliced from 2 exons. Gene Ontology annotation, molecular function: dynein light intermediate chain binding; dynein intermediate chain binding. Lineage: Eukaryota; Viridiplantae; Streptophyta; Magnoliopsida; Malpighiales; Euphorbiaceae. The record is from RefSeq and is a predicted model, not a curated record. Gene Ontology annotation, cellular component: dynein complex. The coding region runs from base 1 to 261 and encodes 86 amino acids. Gene Ontology annotation, biological process: microtubule-based process.